UCGUUAUAGUAACUAGUAGCAUUUCACUUGUCAACAUCUCCCCCUUGUGUUUGCUUUAUAUGCUAAUUAUGACUCGCCACAGUAUGUCAUUGUUGUUGGCUGUCGUGUGUUGGAUGGCUGGGUUGAUCCAAGGUGGUCCGAUGAUGGGUGGCUAUUCUUACGAGACCACUACAUCAAAGCCUUACUACACCACGAAAGCUGCAGAAUAUUACACUACGAAGAAGAUGGAGUAUUAUACUACACAAGCUCCGUACUACACCACGACUUAUGCGGCACCUUCUUACUACACGAAAGCGCCAGAAUACUACACCACAACGUACGCGUCUCCGAGCUACUACACCGAAGCGACAAAGUACUACACAACAGCGCCUCCUGUCUAUUAUUCUGGGCCGGUUUACUACCCUGAAGCUACGAAAUAUUAUGCUGCUCCGAGCUAUUACGCUACUGAGGCAUCUUACUACACCACUAAGGCACCCGAGUAUUAUACUGAGGCUCAGAAAUACUACUCAGCUCCGAGUUACACUACUACCGCUGCACCUUACUACACUACUAAAAAGUACUACGCCGCUCCAACUUACUAUGCCGCUCCUUCGUACUACACUGAGAAGCCAACAUACUAUACCACUGCCGCUCCAUCGUACUACACUGAGAAGCCCACCUACUACACCACUGCCGCUCCAUCGUACUACGCUGAGCCCACCUACUACACCACUGCCGCUCCAUCGUACUACGCUGAGCCCACCUACUACACCACUGCCGCUCCAUCGUACUACGCUGAGCCCACCUACUACACCACUGCCGCUCCAUCGUACUACGCUGAGCCCACUUACUACACCACUGCCGCUCCAUCGUACUACGCUGAGCCCACUUACUACACAACUGCUGCCCCGAAAUACUACACUGAGGCGCCACAAUACUACACAACUGCUGCCCCGAAAUAUUACACCGAGGCCACGAAAUACUACACUACAGCUGCAUCGUACUACACUACCAAGGCUACUGAAUACUACACCACUACCUACUCUGCUCCUUCCUACUACAGCGAAGCUCCAAAGAAUUAUAAAGCUAGUUAUUGAUAAGAAAAGUGUUGGAAUAUCUAAAUGUUACUAGUCAUUCGUGUGUAGUUAAUUGAGAGAUUGAAAU
Daphnia carinata is the source of this 1143-nucleotide messenger RNA. Its product is annotated as adhesive plaque matrix protein-like. NCBI's taxonomy places the organism in Eukaryota, Metazoa, Arthropoda, Branchiopoda, Diplostraca, Daphniidae. The record is from RefSeq and is a predicted model, not a curated record. The coding region runs from base 60 to 1076 and encodes 338 amino acids. The transcript is spliced from 2 exons.